AUGGUUAUCGCUGUCACUCCCGAGGUCACCCAGCACGUCAAGGACGUGGCUACCAAGCUCGACGUCAUCUCGGACGAGAUCGACGAGGUCAACAUUCUCAAGCUCAAGGAGCGCGACGCCUUCACCUCCGAGUCCAAGUUUGACUCCGAGAAGGACAAGACGACCUUCCGUCAGUAUGAGGACGCCUGCGACCGUGUCAAGAACUUCUACGCCGAACAGCACGCCAAGCAGACGCUCGAGUACAACCUCCGCAUCCGCAAGCAGUUCCAGGACAAUGUCCGUGCACGCAUGACGGUCUGGGAGGCAAUGGAGCUCCUCAAUGAGCUUGUCGACGAGAGCGACCCCGACACUUCGGUCGGCCAGAUUGAGCAUCUCCUCCAGACCGCAGAGGCGAUGCGCAAGGACGGCAAGCCUGACUGGAUGCAGCUCACCGGCCUCGUGCACGACCUUGGCAAGCUUCUCUGCUUCUUCGGAGCCGAGGGCCAGUGGGACGUUGUGGGCGACACCUUUGUCGUCGGAUGCAAGUUCUCGGACAAGAUCAUCUACCCCGAGACCUUCAAGGCCAACCCCGAUUACAACGACCCCAAGCUCAUGACCGAGAACGGCAUCUACGAGCCGGGGUGCGGUCUCGACAACGUCCUCCUUUCGUGGGGCCACGACGAGUACCUCUACCACAUCAUGAAGCGCCAGUCGACUCUUCCUCGCGAGGGCCUCUCCAUGAUUCGCUACCACUCGUUCUACCCCUGGCACCGUGAGGGCGCCUACCGCCACCUCAUGAACGACGACGACCACAAGCAGCUUGAGGCCGUCCUCGCGUUCAACCCCUACGACCUCUACUCCAAGUCGGACGCGCCCGUCAAGGUUGAGGAGGUCAAGGAGUACUACAUGGGUCUCAUCAACAAGUACAUGCCCGGCGUCAUCGAGUGGUAG
Molecule: messenger RNA, 930 nt
Organism: Cutaneotrichosporon cavernicola
Lineage: Eukaryota; Fungi; Basidiomycota; Tremellomycetes; Trichosporonales; Trichosporonaceae
Exons: 2
Coding region: 1-930 (309 amino acids)
Biological process (GO): inositol catabolic process
Cellular component (GO): cytoplasm
Molecular function (GO): iron ion binding; inositol oxygenase activity
Source: RefSeq, a predicted model, not a curated record